AUGGCGCGAGUUGACGAAGAAGGGCUGGACCUAAAAGAGAUUAACGGGACUCAGCAACGGCCAAAGGGACCUGCCACCCGGUGGGAACGUCAAAGGAAAGAAUGCGUCGACUACUUUGUUGGCUGGUUGGCCUUUGGGCAGCCCACGGCGACUGCUGGAACGGCCGCGACGGCCACAGCAACUGCUGCAACGACCACAGCGACUGCCGCGACGGCUACAGCUACUGCUGCGACGGACCGGACGGCACCGACAGGCACGGCGACUGCUGCGACGGCCACGGCGACUCCUACGACGACGGGCCUGCCACUUGCUCAGGCAGCGGCUAAGCGUCUUGCAGCUACGAAGCCUAUACAAGCGACGAAGGCGGCUCCUGAGACUCUCCGGCGAGGACUGCCGUUGCUCCGGCCAAGGUGUGGAGCGGCGGCCAAGCGCAAGGCGAUGACGUCCAGGGCGCCUUCGAAGCAACGCAAGAAGGCAACGGUGACGCCAGCGGACCUUCCGGAGAAUACAGCAGAAGAUGUUUCGGAUGAGGCGAUGGAUGUUGUGGAGACUCCCAGCCAUGGCGUACCGGAGACGGCGGUAGUGACAGAGGAUGCGGCUGAACCAGGCGUUACGGAGGGGAAGAGUACAGCGCGGUGCGUUCCAGAAAUGGCCAGCGCUGUUCCGCUUGACGACGUUGACUUGGACAGCUUCUUGGAUGCACAGCGGCGUCAUCGACUCUUCGCCGAUGCUGAUCAGGAUGACCUCAAUGUUGAAGAAGACGUUUGGACCCUCUUGCUCUACUCGGAUGCUGGAGGUGGCGACGAAACCAUUGCGUGGGAUCAAGCAAGGAUUAUAGUGACUCGGGUUCUCAUUGACAAGUCGAGAUCGAUGGAUUACCUCGUAGAUAACCACGAUAGCCGCAUGAUCGCAAUAAACGUCAUAAUGAAAUGGCCCAAUGCCAGCUACCAAUGGCUUCCAUGA
Molecule: messenger RNA, 963 nt
Organism: Phytophthora sojae
Lineage: Eukaryota; Oomycota; Peronosporomycetes; Peronosporales; Peronosporaceae
Exons: 4
Coding region: 1-963 (320 amino acids)
Source: RefSeq, a predicted model, not a curated record